AUGUCUCUCGACGAUGUCGCUGCUGUCGUGCUUGACAAUGGAUCCGGCAUGUGCAAGGCUGGGUUCGCUGGCGAUGACGCACCUCGCGCCGUGUUUCCAUCAAUCGUUGGCCGUCCUCGCCACCAAGUCGGCAUGAUUGGAAUGGGAUACAAAGACGCAUUCGUUGGAGACGAAGCUCAGGCCAAGCGUGGAGUUCUGACCCUUAAAUACCCUAUUGAACAUGGGAUUGUCACAAACUGGGAUGAUAUGGAGAAGAUCUGGCACCACACUUUCUACAACGAGCUUCGCGUUGCGCCUGAGGAGCAUCCGAUUCUCUUGACGGAAGCCCCUAUGAACCCGAAGGCCAACCGCGAAAAGAUGACCCAAAUUAUGUUUGAAACAUUCAAUGUUCCGGCCUUCUACGUAUCUAUUCAAGCAGUACUCUCUCUUUAUGCAUCUGGACGCACGACUGGUGUUGUUCUCGAUUCAGGAGACGGUGUCACCCACGUUGUUCCUAUUUAUGAAGGAUUUUCUCUUCCCCACGCUAUCAAGAGACUUGAUCUCGCAGGACGUGACCUGACCGAGGCACUCACUCGCAUCCUAGCAGAACGUGGAUACUCCUUCACGACAACUGCAGAAAAGGAAAUUGUCCGCGAUAUCAAGGAGAAGCUGUGCUAUGUCGCAUUGGACUUUGAACAGGAGCUCCAGGUCUCUGCAUCGAGUUCUUCCUUGGAGAAGAACUACGAGCUCCCUGACGGCCAGGUUAUCACCAUUGGGAACGAGCGAUUCCGCUGUCCAGAAGCUCUUUUCCAGCCUUCCCUUGUUGGUCGCGAGGAUGCGGGGAUUCAUGAGACUCUGUACAACUCUAUCAUGGCCUGUGAUAUAGACAUCAGGAGCGACCUCUACACAAACGUCGUCCUCAGUGGUGGCACAACCAUGUAUAGCGGUAUUGCUGAUCGCUUGACCAAGGAGUUGACAUCACUUGCCCCAGCAAGUAUGAGGGUCCGCGUUUCUGCUCCUCCUGAGCGCAAGUACUCAGUGUGGAUCGGAGGCAGUAUUCUUGCCAGCUUGAGUACCUUCCAGAAUCUCUGGGUCUCCAAGCAAGAAUACGACGAAAGCGGACCCGCUAUUGUCCAUCGCACUUUUGGCUCUACGCAAAACUAUGGACCGGGAUGUGGCUCGUGCUACCGCCUGAAACCACUUAAUACGUUCUUGUCGAGUCCACCAUGGUACCCUCCAGCUAGUGAGGUUUCCUCUGUGGUCAUCAAAGUCACAGACCUAUGUCCCAAAUGGUCUGCGUGGUGUGAAGCAACCGAAGAUACCCCAAACAGGGCAGGAAAUUAUUUAAAUUUCGAUUUAGCAUACCCCUCUGCUGCUAUACCAGAGAGUUUCUUCCCUUCUAAUGUAACUUAUUACGGAUACGCGGAUUUCGGGGUGUGGAACGCCAGUUACGAAGCGGUCUCCUGUUCUGAGUGGGCGGGCUGGAACGAUGCUGCCGCACUAGGCAGUGUAACCAAUCUUGGUGAUAGCGUCUGCUGUCCCGCUGAUACCAAUAAUGUGACUUGUCCAUCCUUUUCAGAGCAACACGGGGACCCAGUUCCACCCACUGGCUCAGAAGGCUCCGCACCCAUUCUUGCGUCCAUUCCACUCAUGACUUUAAUGGUCUCGACGUUCACCACGGCGGUGUUGCUCUCUGCUCUAUAG
Serendipita indica DSM 11827 is the source of this 1683-nucleotide messenger RNA. Lineage: Eukaryota; Fungi; Basidiomycota; Agaricomycetes; Sebacinales; Serendipitaceae. The record is from the annotation of a GenBank genome assembly.